Messenger RNA from Quercus robur (English oak), 720 nucleotides. RefSeq lists its product as uncharacterized. The record is from RefSeq and is a predicted model, not a curated record. Bases 1 to 720 code for a protein of 239 amino acids. NCBI's taxonomy places the organism in Eukaryota, Viridiplantae, Streptophyta, Magnoliopsida, Fagales, Fagaceae. The transcript is spliced from 2 exons.
AUGUACCUUGAUCUGUUCAAGGGACUCGGGCUAAGGAAGGAGGACCUGAUGAAACACACUUCGCCUUUGGUUGGGUUCGACGACAAAGUAGUGAUUCCUGAGGGGCAAAUUUCCCUUCCCGUGAUUAUGGGGGGGAAGGAGGUGGCAGUGACAUUUAUGAUAGUAAGUUCAUUUUUCCCGUAUACUGCCAUUCUAGGAAGACCGUGGAUCCAUUCAAUAAGGGUUGUCCCAUCUACACUACAUGUAAAGAUCAAGUUCCCAAUUGAGCAAGGUGUCAUAGUGAUGAGAGGAGACCAGCAAGCGACCAGACAGUGUCUUAUCGUCGUAAUGAAUUGGAAGUGGGGGAAUCAAGUCAAUCAGGGAGAAACCACCGAACAAUUGGUUGGAGCAAGCAUGAGUAAUGAGGAAGGGGUCCAAGUAUUGCUGUUUUUGAUUCAAAACAUGGAUGUUUUCACUUGGAACCCUUAUGAAGUUCCCGAGGUUGAUCCCGGAUUUAUCGUCCACAAGCUUAACGUAGACCCCUCAUAUCCCUCGAAGAAACAAAAGCUAAGAAGGUCAGUCAAAGACCUUGUUGAGGCGGUAAGGCAAGAGGUAGAGAAGCUGAAGGAGGUAGGAGCAAUAAAGGAAACCUUUUUCCCAGAAUGGCUGGCAAAUACCGUGGUCGUCCGGAAGAAGAACGGCAAGUGGAUGGUUUGUGUGGAUUUCACGAACUUGAACUGA